CGAAGCGAUUCUGCCGGAAUCUCCGAAGGGAUUCUGCCGGAAUCUCCGAAGGGAUUCUGCCGGAAUCUCCGAAGGGAUUCUGCCGGAAUCUCCGAAGGAAUUCUGCCGGAAUCUCCGAAAGGGUUCUAGGAAGGGGAAUCCUCUAAAAUUUUUAAAUUUGAUUAGAUGGCAACUGAAAUUUAAGUGACUAUUCACAACUUUUGAUUAGUGUAAAAAAUUGUAAGUCAAAAAUGAAACAUUGCUUUGUCCAACUAGAUUUCAACGAGAAACUAUAAUAAGACCAUUACAUCGUUAACUAAAACCAAUCCACUUUUACAACAGCGAGUAAUCGAUUUCUCUGCCAAGUUCUGCCAAAUCAUCCACCAUAUUCACCUCAACCCAUCCAUCAACGAGACCGAAAUCAUAAAUCAUCCUGGAUGGAGCUCCGUCUCCAUCACCAGAAGCAAGAACCUUCUCGGCACGCUCGCUCAGCUGGUCGUCGUCACCAUCAUUACCGAACGGACCAAAACAAAAACACCCGCCUCGACGACGGAAGCAACAGGGUUCGUCUCGCCGCAUUGUCUUCAGCUGGACGACCAACCGGCCUCUCAGUUUCUCCAGCUAGAGAGAGCGACGGCAGAAUCUUCGUGGAGCGCUUGCGCACCACUUUUCCACUGAGUUCCCGAUUGUUUACCACCCCCACAACAGACCGGGGGCGAUCUAGGGUGCUCCUUCGAGCCGACUUUCCAGCGGAGCACGGCCAGAGUCGACGGAAUCCGCGCGCGGAAUCGUGUCAACAGUUGGUCGCAGACUUUCACCACGAACUGUUGGUCGUCGAACAUACGAUGAUGAGGACGAAGACGUCGGACGAUCAUUUGUGCUGGCAACCCUGCUGCGGUUGAACUGUGCUAGUAGAUAGUGAUGCUUUGGAAGGAAGGGAGCUGUUGGUGAGGUUUAAUCGGUGAUCGAAGCUGGCUACGCGGGUCACGGAGUCCGAACUUGGCCUACUUUUUUCCGGCGAAUGGCGCAUGGAUAGUGGAUGAUAGUGGAAAAAGUCGUUUGAUCUAGUUGGCCGAUUACGAGUUGGGAUCAAAAUAACCCAAAUUAGAUCGGAUUCCGCUCGGAGUGUUCGAGAAUCAAGCAAACCAAGGGGUUCUUUGAAAAGUGAUUUAAAUUUUUAGCUCCUCGUGACGUCAAGUAAUCCUUUCCAGUGGUGAAGUUUCGAUUUUCGCGGUACGGGUUCGUGUUUUGUGUGCCCUGAGAAUCGCGGAGAAGGGCAAAGGUCGUCGUAUAGUUCGAAUAAAAGCAAUAUUUCUACACUUUUCUCGUCUCAUUCAGUGUCUAGAUAGAUAAGAAAAAAAAUUGCAAAGAAAUCCGAUUACUCGCCAGAGAGUAUAGUGUAGUGCACCCGCGGUAGAAUCACAUCAAAGCAAACGUGAAAGUUCAUCAACUAUUCGCCGAUUCGAUGCGAGUAAGUCUGUUCAGUGUUCAGUGCAGUGCAGGAAAACCCAGCUCAAGCGUAAAAUUGUAAGCCAAUUGUGUGAUGAUGAUUUACAACAAAAAGUGAAAAGAGAAAGGAAAAACGGAAGAAAAAUUGAUUUCGUGUCCGGAUGAACAAAGGAAUCCCAGCCAGCCAGCAGUACGACUGCGAGUAGAGUUAAUCGAAGUAGUCUGGUUGAGUCGGCGAAUCAUCAAAUCGAAAGUAAUUAUUCACGAUUGAGUGAGCUGCUUGGAUGGUGAAGUUUCGCUGAAUCGAACCGGGAACGUCCCGGAAGUGAUGAUGAGCAGCUGCACCGGGAUGAUGAUGGUGGUGAUAGUGAGCAAUUACGACACCCGAGUUGAAAUGUAAAAUUCCAGUUAGAUGGUGGAAAAGAGAAAAGUUUGUGAUACGAGUGAGUAGGCGCUGUUGCGGAUCGUGGAUCUGAGUUUUCCAAGUGAAACAACCUGGGCAGGUAUGGAGCGCCGGAAGAAGAACUUUGGCGGAACGAUUCAACGGGAGCUGUGAUAAUACUGGUUACUUCACCCACCAAGAGGAGCAGCGCCGUCCUUGGAAUCCGAAGGAAUAGAAGUGUUUGUGUGUGCGUCAGCGUGUGCUCAACGUAGAUGAAAGAAAAAUAGGAAAACAUUUUGCGUUGCGUUCGCCACCGCCAAGAUAAGGAGUUGGAAAAAUGCUGACAUUGAAGGUGGUGCUUCCGCGGAACUACUGGAUAAUCGAGUUGUGCGCGGCGGAGUGGUCUGGGGGCAGUGGACCCGUAACCUUGUACCGGGUGAAGAAAAAGUGCGGAUCGGACGCGGUGUAAGAGAAUGUACAUACCGAAAAGUGGUCAACGUAAUUUGUUGAGUCAACGACGCGGUAAAAGACGAUGGAGAAACAGACCUCGGCUACCGAAGCAACAACGAUCAACGGGAGGCAGCAGUUUUCGCGUAACUAGCCGGCAUCCGGGAUCAAAUGUUGUCGGUUGUGCUCGGUGCAACCACAAUAACAAUGAACAGAGGCGAGCAGGAGAAUCUCUUUCGUCAGUCACGGAACUUAAGGCUGCAACAGGAAGCGAAGCAGCAACAGCAGCAACUAGUGCUGCACCAACAACACCAGCAACAGCAACAACAACAACAUCAGCAAUACAGUAAACCGCGUCACUAUUCCUAUGGUAACAUCCACCAGGUCAGCAACCUUCAUAUGCAAGCGUCAAACUCGCGAUCGUUCGGCGAUGAUCGCGGCAGCGGCGGUCACCAGUUUGGAGGCGUUGCGUGUGACGACCUGGUGCUUAGUGUGCUCAAAUCUCCGGUCAAGGAGACGACGAACCUGCUCGGUAGCAGCAGUAUCGGUGGCCAGACAAUCUCCGCUAGUCCGAGCGCCGGCAGCAAUGGGCUUGGGACCGGAAUCAACACCGGCGGCACCGGGACGGCCACCACCCAGUCGCCGAGUCCUUGCGCCGCCGGCUAUCAGGCCUUACGCGGCUCGGAGGACGACCUUAUCGACGACCUGGAGUCGGCGAUCGAGACUACCGAGCUGAACGCUGCCAACGCGGCGGCGGAACCACCGUCUUCCUCGCCGCGUGCGUUGAAAUUUCUGCGGCGCUUCCGGACCGGGAAAACCGGCCGCUUCGAGCCGCACCAUCGGCGGGUGCCGACUCCGAUGCGGCGGAAGAACCGGAGCCGAUCGCGGUCCCGCUCGAACGCGGACAUCCUGGACGGGGUGACGACCGGGGAUGAUCCGUGCGAUGUGCUCCCGGGGGACGACGAUCCGUGCGACGUGGUCGGCGACGAGACGGGAGCGAUCGCGCAGAAGAUCGGCGUCCCCGAUCCGUACUACCCGAUAGCACUGCCGAUCGAUCAAGCGUUCAAAGCCAAAUAUGUUUUCCAUCAUCGCAGGGGCAAAACCGUGCAGGAGCGGUUCUACGUGUUCCUCGAGCAUCCGGUCGGGUGGCUGUGUUUUAUAUAUCAUUUUUCUGUGUUUAUGCUCGUGCUGGUGUGUCUGAUAUUCAGUGUGCUGUCGACGAUCGAGGAGUACAGUAAGUUCGCGAACGAGACCUUAUUCUGGAUGGAGAUCUGCCUGGUGGUGUUCUUCGGCGUGGAAUACCUGGUGCGGCUGUUGUCGGCCGGCUGCCGGUCCAAGUACAUGGGCUUCUGCGGCCGGUUGCGGUUCAUCCGCAAGCCGAUUUGUAUUAUAGAUUUAAUAGUAGUAGUAGCAUCGAUGGUUGUGCUGUCAGUUGGCUCAAAUGGACAAGUGUUCGCCACCAGUGCCAUCCGAGGCAUUCGGUUUCUGCAGAUCCUCCGGAUGUUGCACGUGGACCGGCAGGGUGGCACCUGGCGCCUACUCGGGUCCGUCGUUUUCAUUCAUCGGCAGGAAUUGAUAACGACGCUGUACAUUGGUUUCCUGGGGCUAAUAUUUAGCUCGUAUUUCGUGUACCUAGCGGAAAAGGACGUAACGGGGCCGGACGGGCGGCAAGACUUUGCCAGCUAUGCCGACGCCCUCUGGUGGGGAGUCAUCACCGUGACGACGAUCGGCUACGGUGACACGGUGCCGCAGACGUGGAUGGGUAAAAUUGUGGCGUCCUGCUUCAGCGUGUUUGCAAUCUCGUUCUUCGCACUUCCGGCGGGCAUCCUCGGAUCCGGUUUUGCGCUCAAAGUCCAACAGAAGCAGCGCCAGAAGCAUUUUAACCGCCAGAUUCCGGCGGCCGCGAUGCUGAUCCAGUGUCUCUGGCGGUGUUACGCCGCCGACAAGAGCUUCCACUCGGACGCCACCUGGCAGAUCUACGUCAAGUCGGACGACCAGAACACCAACAACUCCAACACCAGCACAGCUCUCCCCGCGCAGCUGGGCAAAACCCUAAUGGUACAGGUGGCGAGACGCGGUGCAUCGGUCCUGAAACGGCGCAAGUCCCGAAACCGGAUGGAGGCACCCGGGCUAAAGAACUCGGCGGCGGCUGCUGCGGCGGCGGGUGGAUCAUCAGCGGUAGCUGCGUCUUCCGGAAAUACCGGCUCUGGUACGGUGGGACCACCGUCGGCAACGACGGCGGCGGCGGUGGCCAUGUCCAGUGGGUCCGGAACGGUGGGGACCCCAGGUCCGGGGUCCGGUGUCGGUUCGGCCGCGGCAGCACUGAUAGGAAGCGAGAAUACCCUGAAUACUCCGGUAACGCCGGCGGCCGAUUCGGCACUGUCCAAGAGCGAGUCGGACGGAGACGUUGUCUUCUACAUGGAGGAACCACGGGCGGCGGGAACGCCAUCGCGAACGCGGCGAAACGAUCCGAACCGGGGUGCAUUCGUUAGCCAGAACAGCUCGGUAACGGAAGCGCCCAGCGACGAGGUCGAAGCGGAACCGGAGGCGGACGAUGAACCGGAACCGGCCCGAGUAACGCAAUCCUGGCCGUAUAGCAGCUUCUCCGACUACAAUCUGGCGGAGAAGACCUACAAUACUGAAAACAAUCCAGACACAAUAGAUGACGAAAUUCUUCCCUGUAGCACGACUCCCGACGUGGUACAGAAAACCCACGAAUGUGAUUCCUCAUCCGCGCGCACCCUAACGAGAGCUUUGAGAUCGAACAGACUGACGGAAGCGCACCGGAACGCCAUCCGGGCGAUCCGAAAAAUCAAGUACUUCGUCGCUCGGCGCAAGUUCCAGCAGGCCCGCAAGCCGUACGACGUCCGCGACGUGAUCGAGCAGUACUCCCAGGGCCACCUGAACAUGAUGGUCCGCAUCAAGGAGCUCCAGCGCCGUCUGGACCAAACCCUGGGCAAACCGGGCAGCUACCUGGCCGGAAUCGAUCGGGUCGGGAACAUCAAACCGAUGACGGUCGGCGCUCGGCUGUACCGCGUCGAGCAGCAACUAUCUGUGAUGGAUAAGAAAUUAGAUCAAUUAACCCAUGCCAUUAACUCAAUGACGAUGCAGCAGAAGAUGAUAUUACCCCCGAUCCAAUCGCAAAUGUUCCAACAACAGCAACAGCAGCAGCAGCAGAUGGCCAUUGCCCUGGGUCAGUUGCCACCGUUGCAGCUACCGGCGGCACCCUCGCAAGCCAACUCGCCAACGCCGACCAAAUGCCUCGAAGAUGAUGUAUAAUAUUGGAUCUAAGACCCCUCUCCUUCUUCUCCUUGAUCCUGUCUCAACCGUGUGAAUCUAAAUUAUAUUGUAAGAGAAACUUUCCCAAGUAACUUUUUCAGAGCUGAUUAGAUUUGAGAGGGUUUUAUCAUAGCUGUAAAAAUGCCUAAAAUGAAUAAUGAUAAUCUGACAGCUGUUUGUGGAAAUCUUUUUCA
Aedes albopictus (Asian tiger mosquito) is the source of this 5730-nucleotide messenger RNA. RefSeq names its product potassium voltage-gated channel subfamily KQT member 1-like. Gene Ontology annotation, molecular function: voltage-gated potassium channel activity. The transcript has 11 exons. Bases 2429 to 5536 code for a protein of 1035 amino acids. Gene Ontology annotation, biological process: potassium ion transmembrane transport. NCBI's taxonomy places the organism in Eukaryota, Metazoa, Arthropoda, Insecta, Diptera, Culicidae. The record is from RefSeq and is a predicted model, not a curated record. Gene Ontology annotation, cellular component: membrane; voltage-gated potassium channel complex.